Chaetura pelagica (chimney swift) is the source of this 1535-nucleotide messenger RNA. It is a transcript of the gene ACADL, whose product is annotated as acyl-CoA dehydrogenase, long chain. The coding region runs from base 1 to 1464 and encodes 487 amino acids. Gene Ontology annotation, cellular component: mitochondrion. Gene Ontology annotation, biological process: long-chain fatty acid catabolic process; carnitine metabolic process, CoA-linked; fatty acid beta-oxidation using acyl-CoA dehydrogenase. The transcript has 11 exons. The record is from RefSeq and is a predicted model, not a curated record. Lineage: Eukaryota; Metazoa; Chordata; Aves; Apodiformes; Apodidae. Gene Ontology annotation, molecular function: long-chain fatty acyl-CoA dehydrogenase activity; flavin adenine dinucleotide binding.
AUGAUGACCAGUCAGGGCUGCGCAAACACACAAGCCAAGCAGAGGAAGAACUAUGAGCACCUUUCUCUUCCUCAAAGUGACGCUCUGUCCUUAAGUCGUUGGUGUGGUUUUCUCCGGGGCAGCAACCGCAGGCCCGGGGGCGGCAGAGAGGGCCGGGCCGGGCCCGCCGCCCAAGCGAGACCCCACGGCUGGGGGCGUCAAACCCCCCAAACGCCGGCCCGGGAGGGGUGGGAGGCCCAUCCUCCUCUGCAAACUGAACAGCAUGGCACGAAGCGCCCAGAGCCGUCUUCUGCUAAAACCUUGCUUGAUAUAGGUACUCGGAGGAUCUUCUCAUCAGAUCAUGAUAUCUUCAGGGAGAGUGCCAGGAAGUUCUUUCAGGAAGAAGUGCUGCCUUUUCAUGCAGAAUGGGAGAAGGAUGGCCAGGUGAGCAGGGAGCUCUGGCAGAAGGCUGGACAACAGGGUUUGCUGGGUGUUGCUAUUGCUGAAAAACAUGGAGGCAUCGGAGCAGAUAUUCUCUCUUCAGCUGUGGUCUGGGAGGAGCAAAUGUAUGUUAACUGUACUGGCCCAGGAUUCAGCCUUCAUUCAGACAUAGUCAUGCCCUACAUUGCAAACUAUGGCUCUGAAGAACAGAUUAAACGCUUUAUCCCUGACAUGGUUGCAGGCAAGUGCAUUGGAGCUAUAGCCAUGACAGAACCUGGAGCUGGCAGUGACUUGCAGGGGGUACGAACACAUGCAAAAAAGGAUGGAAGUGACUGGAUUCUUAAUGGGAGUAAGGUAUUCAUCACUAAUGGCUGGAUGAGCGACGUAGUGAUCGUAGUUGCAGUUACUAACAAGGAGGCCCGAUCUCCUGCUCAUGGGAUCAGCCUUUUUCUGGUGGAAAAUGGAACAAAGGGUUUCAUCAAAGGACGCAAGCUGAACAAAAUUGGCCUGAAAGCUCAAGACACAGCAGAGCUGUUUUUCGAAGAUGUGCGCUUGCCUGCCAGUGCCUUGCUUGGAAAAGAGAACAAAGGCUUCUAUUACCUGAUGGCAGAGCUCCCUCAGGAAAGACUGCUGAUUGCUGAUAUGGCUCUUGCUGGUUGUGAAUUCAUGUUUGAAGAAACAAGGAAUUAUGUGAAGCAAAGAAAAGCAUUUGGGAAGACAGUUGCACACUUGCAGACAGUACAGCACAAGCUGGCAGAAAUGAAAACACAGAUUUGUGUGGGCCGAGCUUUCAUGGACAACUGUUUGCAGCUGCAUGCAGAGAAACGCCUGGACUCGGCCACGGCUUCCAUGGCCAAGUACUGGUGUUCUGAUCUCCAAAACAGCGUAGCUACUCAGUGUGUGCAACUGCAUGGAGGAUGGGGGUACAUGUGGGAGUAUCCAAUUGCAAAAGCUUUCGUUGAUGCCCGUGUUCAGCCCAUCUAUGGUGGUACCAAUGAAAUAAUGAAGGAGCUUAUUGCUAGAGACAUUGUCAGUGACAAGUAGGGCAGAUACUUACUACUUGGGAGAGUCUUUCAGAAUCUUUUGGUAUUAAUAUAUGGCAUAAAAUCAGACAU